AUGAUGGAGAAUAAAGUUAGAUCAAGACUUUCAACAACUUCAUCAUCAUCACCAACAACAACAACUACUUCAUCAUCAUCAUCACCUACAACAUCAAGAUUAUUAUCACCUGCAACUAAAAUAGAUACUUCACCAAUUGAUUUUGAUAAUGAAAAAGAAUUAUUUAAACAAAUAGAAGAUAUAAAUAAUGAAUUUAAAUCAAAAGAGUCAAGAGAUUGGUCACAUAGAUACAAAGCAUUGAUACAAUUACAGAGAAUAGUGAAUGGUAGUGGAAUAGAAUUGAAACAGUUUACAGUCUAUCUCAGAUCAAUAUCGACAUCAUUGAUUGAACAAGUGACAGAGGUACGUUCGACUAUUGUCAAAGAAGCAUGUGCAGUGGUAGAGUUGUUGGCACUUCGUCUAAAAGCAAGGUUUGAACCAUUUGCUCUGCUCUAUCUACAGGCGUUGCUCAAGGUUGUAGUUGUCAAGGUGACUAUUACAGCUGAAGCUGCACAUGCUGCCAUCUUGGCCAUACUCAAUAAUGUCCAAACAAAGGGUUUGUUGCAGAGUAUUGUCACUGCUUCGCAAGACCAACACAACGAACAGUUACGUAGACGUUCAGCAGAGUACAUAUUGGUUAUUUUGACACGUGCCAUUGAAGAACCGGGUAUGAUCCUAUUGACAAGUGUUCCAUUGCUCGAACGUGCCGUCACGGCAUUGUUGAUUGAUGGAGGAUCGGAUAUUCGUGCGUUGGCACGUCUUGCAUUUUGGGCAUACUGUGAACUCAACGAAAAGGGUGCAAUGCCCAUGCUCUAUGCAUACACACCCACCACACAAAAGAAUCUAUUUGCCAUGCUCGAUCAACUACCACCCGCCCAAUUUGAAUUGGCUUCUCGUAUACACCAAAUGCAGUUGGAAGAAGCUGAAAACUUGGCCAAAGUAACAGAAAGUAUGGAUGUAGAGUUGGAUAUGACAGAUUUUAAAAAGGGUGAUAAUAAAGUAGUUGUCAAUGGUGCACGUGCUAAAACUCCAACCUCCUCUACGUCGACCACGACCACAGCAUCAGGUCGUGCAUCUGGUUUAAAAAGUAGAGUUACUACAAGUACAACCAGUACAACAACUACAUCUUCAUCAGGAUCAUCAAACGUUUCAGGAAUACCCAGACGAUCUGGGUCUAGUUUAGGUAUGAAUCAAACAUUAUCAUCAAGUGCAGGUCCGAGUACUAGCACAGCUCCAUUGACAGCUGCCAAAAAAUUGGAUGCAUCUUUAAUUGUUAGAAGUAAGAGCAGUUUGGGUACAACUAGAACACCUAUUUCUUCCACUUUAUCAACACCAACAUCGUCACUUUCAAAUUUGUCAAAACCUUUAUCAUCAACCAGUCCAAAUACAUCAACACAAACAGGAAGAGCUAGUAGUAUUGGAAGUAGAUUACCAACAUCGGCGCCAACAGGUACAAAACCAACCCUUUCUCAAACUCUUAAAGCCAAUCAAAUCAAAUCGGCAGCAGUACAAAACCUUACGACUCAAAUUAACAAACCACCUGCCACUCUAACAAAAUCAUCUUCAAAAACUUCAUUAUCAAAUAGUACUGCUGGACCUAGCAAUACUAAUGCUAGUACUAGUACUAGUACUACGAGUACUACAACUUCAACCUCACCUGUUGGUAGAUUAUCAAAAUCAGUUUCAUCUUCAUCUUUACCACAAAGAAAAUCAAUCACUCCUGGUUCUACAACUAGUACCAUCAACAAACCACUCUCCACCCCUACAACAGAAACAUUAUCAACUAAAAAGAAAUUUAUUACUGUUACGUCUGCUGUUGAUGAUGACGACAUUGAUACAACAUCACCACCAAUCAAUGUUGAUGACAAGGAUCAAUCAUUAUUGGAUGAAAAAUGGUUGAGUAGAGAUGUAACUGGGAUCAAUAAUGUCGAAGAUCUUAUGCAAUACAGUAAUACUCUUGUAGAAUCAUUGGCAAACAUUGAAAUGGAAAUUGAUUCAUUAAAUUCAGAAUCAAAUCAAUUCAAUCAAAUAUCAGAUGCUUUGGCAAACAAUAUUCGUGAUGCUAGAAAAGGUAUAGACGAAUUAUCAAUCGAUGAAUUAGACACUAGUCAUGUAAAUAAUAAUAAUAAUAAUAAUAGUAAUAAUAAUAGUAAUGGUAAUAGUAGUAAUGGUAACAGCAGUAACAAUAGCAGUAAUAGAAAUAGUAUAGUAAAAAAAGAAGACGACGAAUUUAAUUGGGUCGAAGAUUCUGUAGACCAAGCUCUCAUUGAAGACGAUGAAAUCGAUUUUGGUGAAAGUUCAUUUAAAAAGAAUAAUCAAUCUUUUAAUAAUAAUAGUAGUAGUAGUUUUAAAUCGAUCAUUUCCAAUUCCAAAUUAACUCCAAUCAAAGAUAACAAAAGAAAUACUUUAAAUCCAGAUGAUUUAUUAUUAUUAGAUGAUGACCUUAAUCAAUCUGACAAUGACGAUUAA
Molecule: messenger RNA, 2448 nt
Organism: Cavenderia fasciculata
Lineage: Eukaryota; Evosea; Eumycetozoa; Acytosteliales; Cavenderiaceae
Exons: 2
Coding region: 1-2448 (815 amino acids)
Biological process (GO): microtubule cytoskeleton organization
Cellular component (GO): cytoplasmic microtubule
Molecular function (GO): microtubule binding
Source: RefSeq, a predicted model, not a curated record